AUGCGUGAUAAAAAUAAGGGCAACGUUACCAAAGUUCGCUUGCAAAACGUGGGCAAUCAGUAUUUUGCGGUACUAAUAGCAAAUUUAAUCUGUAUCGGUCAUGGAAAUCUACUCGGAUGGAUGUCACCCUCGCUACCGACACUCUUAUCGGAGACUACUCCAUUGAAAACGGGACCAUUAAAUAACGAGCAGCUGUCAUGGGUUGGAUCGAUAAAUAGUAUCGGUGCAUUAUGUGGAACAUUCAGCACUGGAUUAUUAACUACGUUUAUUGGAUGCAAACGAGCGAUGAUUUUUCUCACGUUGCCAUCGUUGAUUUUCUGGGUGCUCGUUUUCAUUGGCGAUACAUACUACCACGUCUUAAUCGCGCGGAUUUUUACUGGCUGGACUGGAGGCGGCAUUCAAACGACUCUAAUCUUAUUUACUUCUGACAUCGCCAAUGAUAACAUUCGUGGUCGACUUGGUUGCUUUACGCCUUUAGCAAGAAAUAUUGGUAUUCUGAUGGCGUAUAUUGUGGGCGCUGCUGUUAAUUACUUCAUAGUUCCAUGCAUUUUCAUAUUCAUUCCGAUUCUGUUCGUUGUUUGCUUUUCAUUUCUUCCCAACACUCCACAGUAUCAUUUACUACGGGGUGAAUCAAAAGAAGCCGAAGAUUCGUUAAAAUUUUACAAAGGCUUUAAAGGAAAAAAUGACGAGGAAUCAAAUGCCCUCAAUGAGGAAUUUGAACGCUUGAAAUCAAUUGCGCACGAGAAAAAAGCUGACGAGAAAAUUGAUCCAAAAGACAUCUUUAACAAAGCUGCGAUACGUGGAUUAGUGAUUGGUGUGGUACUGGCAUGGCUGACACAAUUGACUGGAACUUUUAUUUUUUCCACCUAUGCGGUUCUGAUCUUUAAAAAAGUUGGCGUUUCGCGAAUCGAUCCAUAUGUUGCUUCCAUUGUGAUGGCUUGUGUUCAAAUUUUUGGCAGUUUUUGUACAACACAAAUCUCAGAUCAUUUGGGCCGAAAGUUUUUAGUGUUAAGUUCACUGUUUGGCGCUGCCUUUGGUCUGUGUUCAUUCGCAAUGUAUGCGUAUUUAGGCCAUGUUGGCUUCGAUUUAUCGUCGUAUGAUUGGAUACCGGUCAUUUGUUUAUGUUUUGUCAUUUUCAUCGCAUCGGCUGGCAUUAUUCCAUUGGCCGUUGUGUGUACCGUGGAAAAUCUUCCGUCAAAGAUUCGUACACUUGGUUUGACGAUAUCCACAUUUGGUUAUAAUUUUGCAUGUUUUACUUGCUUAAAACUAUUUCCACUUUUGAUGGAGAUGAUUGGACUCCAUUGUUGCAUGGCCAUUCUUGGGAUUGGUUGCAUUCUUGGCGCAUUGUUUGUGUUCACAGUGAUGGAAGAAACAAUGGGACGAUCCUUAGAACAAGUCGAUAAGGAAGUGGCUAGAGUACACAAGAAGAGUUACGGUCAGUUACCAACCUACGUACCGACUGUUGAAACUUGUCCCGACAAAAAAUAA
This is a messenger RNA of Sitodiplosis mosellana (orange wheat blossom midge), 1488 nucleotides long. Its product is annotated as facilitated trehalose transporter Tret1-like. Lineage: Eukaryota; Metazoa; Arthropoda; Insecta; Diptera; Cecidomyiidae. Gene Ontology annotation, cellular component: membrane. The transcript has 7 exons. Gene Ontology annotation, molecular function: transmembrane transporter activity. The record is from RefSeq and is a predicted model, not a curated record. Gene Ontology annotation, biological process: transmembrane transport. Bases 1 to 1488 code for a protein of 495 amino acids.